Molecule: messenger RNA, 441 nt
Organism: Opisthorchis viverrini
Lineage: Eukaryota; Metazoa; Platyhelminthes; Trematoda; Opisthorchiida; Opisthorchiidae
Exons: 3
Coding region: 1-441 (146 amino acids)
Source: RefSeq, a predicted model, not a curated record
AUGGGUUUUCGACUGCAUCCUUCUAACCCGACAGGACCUCAAUUCUUAUGCUUUCACUCCUGUGCUGAAUGGAUCCCACGAUUCAAUUUUAUUUUGUUUUCUUUCCAAAGAGAGCGUAAGGUCCGUGGUUCGAAUCAGAUCUAUGCAUCUCGACUUUCUCUGUCUAGGCUUGGAAACCUAACCUUAUCCCAGCCCUUGUGCUUCUGUCAGGUGGCAUGGCAGCUAGGCACUGAAAGGGUGCUACAGCUGAACAUUCUCUAUAAAACUAUUUGGAAAAAAACGUUCAGCUGUAAUGCCCUUCCAGCGAGUAGCUGUCAUGCCACCCAAAAGAAGCACGAGGGCUGGGGCACUAGCAGGUUGUCCAAGCCUAGACAGGGUAGCCGAGGGGCAGAGGUCGGAACCUCGAACCUUGCGGUGAGAUUCGCGCUCUUAACCACUUGA